AUCAUAUCUUUGGAGCGGCAUGGCAGUUGGAUUCUGAUUGGUUGCAUUUGUGAAAUGCUGUGGUUUCAACGUUCGCGCAGUCUGUUUUAAAUGAGUUGAGAAGCUGUGCUGCAUUAUAGAUUUGGGACUGCAGUUAAUCUAACGGUUGAAGUACUGAAGCUGUGCAUCUAGGAGAGAAAUUGACUCUGUUAGGUACCUUCAAUUGAUUUAGUUCGUGUAUCUUGUGAUGGCUGCAUCUGGAAUUAAUCAUAAUGUAGACCAAGAAAAUCGCACUGUAAAUGCUGUACAUAUGAGGAAAGAGGAACUUGAAAAUCAGCCAAAGAAGAGAACUGUUUUGGGUGUUCUUAACAAGAAUGCAGAGAGAAUCCGCUGUCAGAAACCUGCAAAACAGGAUGCAAAGCUUCAAGAAAAAAAUUUGAAAACUGGAAAACAAAUAACCCAGCCUCAAAGAGUACCUUUUGAAAUUCCUGAAGACAAAUUAGAUGAAGACAUUGAAGUUCGUAAAGUACAUGCAGUGAAGCAGAAUAAGGUAUCGCCAAGCACAAAGGAUUUACAAAGAGUGCCGUUGAAGGAACUACCUGUACCAAUAUUUGAAGAUGUAUGUACUACUGCACCCCAAGAUAAGAACUCACUAGUGAGUGAACAGUUCAUAGAGGAAACAGCUCUUGUGAUUAAUGGUUACACAGAAGAUGUAUACAGAUACUUGAGAGAAAUAGAGGAAAGACAUCGCCCUCGUGCAGGUUAUAUGAAAAAGCAGCCAGAUAUAACAUAUUCCAUGCGGUGUAUCUUAGUUGACUGGCUUGUUGAAGUUGCUGAAGAGUACAAAUUGCAAACAGAAACCCUGUACCUGGCAGUCUCCUUCAUAGAUCGUUUCUUGAGCUACAUGUCUGUUGUAAGAGCUAAGUUACAACUAGUUGGAACUGCUGCCAUGUUCAUUGCUGCUAAAUAUGAAGAAAUAUAUCCUCCUGAUGUGAAAGAAUUUGUGUACAUAACAGAUGACACUUAUACGAAGAAACAGGUUCUUCGUAUGGAGCAUCUUAUUCUGAAAGUACUUUCAUUUGAUCUAUCUGUUCCUACAGUAUUAACUUUCCUGACAACAUUCUUCUCUGUUGACAAAGUUUCAGACACAGUUCUCUAUUUAGCAAUGUACCUGAGUGAAUUAACUUUAGUGGAAGGUGAUCCUUAUCUCCAGUAUUUACCAUCUGUGAGGGCAGGAGCAGCAAUUGCAUUAGCUAGACACACACUAGAGCAGGCAGUCUGGCCUCAAGAACUUGAAACUUUCUCUGGUUACUCACUGGCAGAUCUGAAACCUUGUAUUGAAUGUUUGCAAAAAACAUUUGGGGAGUCUGCAACACAUCCUCAACAAGCAAUAAGAGAGAAAUAUAAAUCUCACAGGUGGCAUUGUGUCUCUCUACUUGCACCUAGGGAUGCACCCAUAUGCUAAGUUUUCGCAGCUACUGAAGACUUCCUUAAAAGCACGUGAAAAUAAUGAAUGUACAAAUACCUGAGGUUAAUUUUUAAUUCAUACAGCUGCCCAGAUGAGAUCUGUGUUUCACAGUCUGUGAUAUUUCAUAUUCAUUUAUUUACACAAUACACUCAAACAUUGUUUUUUAGUUGUGUAUUUUGACAUUUAGAAACCUUUAUUGGCUCACUUUUUGUAUUCAGCUUUAAUGUUUUACAAUGAUCUGAAGGACUGCUGUCUUUGCUCCUUUUACACAAGGAAUAUUUAUGAUGUAAAUUUCUGUGUGUGUGUGUGUGUGUGUGUGUGUGUGUGUGUGUGUGUGUGUGUGUGUGUGUGUGUGUGUUUUUGCAUGGGUGUACAGUUAAGAGGUUUACCUCAAUACUAUAUGUAUAUAUGUAGCAUGUAUUUUUAAAAUGUCACUUUCCCAGUGCUGCUUAACGUCUUACUGUGGUAAGAAAAUAAUGUAGUAAAUUGCUGUAAUAACUUUUUAAAAUAAAGUUACAUAAUGUUCUUG
Molecule: messenger RNA, 1976 nt
Organism: Schistocerca gregaria
Lineage: Eukaryota; Metazoa; Arthropoda; Insecta; Orthoptera; Acrididae
Product: cyclin-A2-like
Exons: 6
Coding region: 227-1444 (405 amino acids)
Biological process (GO): mitotic cell cycle phase transition; regulation of cyclin-dependent protein serine/threonine kinase activity
Cellular component (GO): cyclin A2-CDK2 complex; cytoplasm; nucleus
Molecular function (GO): cyclin-dependent protein serine/threonine kinase regulator activity
Source: RefSeq, a predicted model, not a curated record